Molecule: messenger RNA, 1686 nt
Organism: Lachancea dasiensis
Lineage: Eukaryota; Fungi; Ascomycota; Saccharomycetes; Saccharomycetales; Saccharomycetaceae
Source: the annotation of a GenBank genome assembly
AUGCUACUCUUCAAGAGAAAGCUCUUUGUCAGCUGCUUCGCAGUGCUGUGUGCCAUGUUGGCGUUGUUUUCCGUCCGGAAGCGCCUGAACAAAGUGCCUACUCUGAGGGAAAAGAUGUACGGCGAGCUGUUCGAGAAUAUUGAAAAAUUCCAGCCCAUACGUCCUCCUAAGGAGCGCAACUCGAUGCGUCUCGAAACGUGCGAUAUGGGCAACGCGGGGAUUAACAAAGGAGAUACCGUCGAGCGCACAACAUUCGAGAACCUAGACCAGUGCUACAGGCUCAGCAGAGGCCAGUUCGAGGGGCUCCAAGCGCCACACACAGGCUUCUUGAUGGCUCUCAAGACCUUUUUCGAUUACGAGCCAGAUUCGCCCGUGUUCAACCAUCUCUUUCCGCAAGAGAAGGGAAUCGUGACCGUAGGCGGCGGCAGGUUCUCUCUUUUAUCCUACACGAUGAUCAAAACUCUGCGCGAGCGUGGAACAACUCUGCCAGUCGAGGUUGUCAUUCCGCCCCAGGAUGAGGCGGACGAGCAACACUACUGUCAAAAGACUCUGCCAGAGUUAAACGCUAAGUGCGUGUUCUUUGGCGACGUCUUACCCAAGCGUCUUGUGGCAAGCUGGGAGUUCAAAAGAUAUCAGAUCAAGGCGGUCGCUCUUCUGAUCUCCAGCUUCAAAAACAUUGUGUUUAUCGAUGCCGAUGACUUCCCGCUCAAAAAGCUGGACGGCAUAUUUGAAAGUAAAGUGUUUCAGAAAAACGGGUUAGUCUUAUGGCCGGAUCUAUGGAGACGUGUGACGGCUCCAGUGUUCUACCGGCUUGCCAAUGUAGACGUGAACCUGAAGGAGAGAGUGCGCAACCUAGGUGACGAUGUCACUCCAGUGUCGCACUACGAAGAAAGCGUGGCUGCGCCUGAUUUGACCAAAGUUCCAUUCCAUGAUUUGCGCGGCACAGUUUCAGAUCCCACCUCUGAGUCAGGUCAAAUGGUCAUCGAUAAGACUCGUCACCUGCGCACUCUACUUUUGGCGUUCUACUAUAACGUCUAUGGACCCGAGUGGUAUUAUUCUCUGAUGUCUCAAGGAACUGCAGGAGAGGGUGAUAAAGAAACAUUUGCUACCGCAGCCCAUGUGCUCAAGCUACCAUACUAUCAAGUGAAAACCAAACUUUCGUUUGACGGGUAUUUCAAUCCAGAUCCAGCGGCCCCCGGUGAUUUUCGCGGCGUUGCUCUCUACCAACAUGACUGCGAGCAGGACUAUGAGCUACAUGAAAAAGCCAUUGAACUUGUGAAAAAUCACCCUCAGCAAUUCGAAAAUUUCAAGGAAGACUACAACGCGGAGGAUGACUUCUAUAAGACUUUAAUGAAACCGGAAGACAAAUCGGAUAUCGAUGUCAUGUUUGCCCAUGCCAGUUUCCAUAAAUUUGAUCCUUGGGGUUUGUUUAAUGAGAAAGUUUACCUCAAACCCGAUGGGUCUCAAUUGCGGUCCUUUAAUAAUCUUAAAAAGAUCAAAAACUUUGAUAUCGAGCUAUUCAAUUUCGAGGUUUUGGAAAAGGCUUUAUGUUCAAGUCAGCCUAUUCAAUUUGCGUAUCUGAAGAGCAAGUUUACAUCUCCAGAGUGGCCCAAUGUGUGCAAAUACGUAGGGGAUAGAGUUAGUUUCUUGAGAGACACACACGAGAAGGCAAUCAACAAGACAUAA